CCUCUUCGCUCCCUCCGUCCUUUCCGCUCUCCUCCCGCAGCUCAGGAAGCCGAGCGCUCGUUAUCAUGGCCACUGCUGGGGAUACGAGGGGGGAACUGCAGAAGGAGCUGGUUUGUGCCAUUUGCCUUGAUUACUUCGACGACCCUGUGAUCUUAAAAUGCGGCCACAAUUUCUGCCGCAUGUGCAUUUUAAUGCACUGGGAGGAAAACGGCGGAGACGACAUCGGCUACCAGUGCCCGGAGUGCCGGAUGGUGUUUGGCAAAAUGAGCUUCACGAAGAACUACCUGGUGAAGAACCUGGUGGAUAAACUGAGUGAGUUUGACUGUCUGAAGACGUGUAGGCCACCGGCGCCACCAAAGCCACUCCGAAUGGAUGGGAAAUGCGAACGACACCACGAGGAGCUGAAGCUGUACUGCCACACAGACAGGAAACCCAUUUGCGUUGUUUGCAGAGAAUCCAGGGCUCACAGGCACCAUGACGUCGCCCCUGUGCCAGAGGUUGUUGAGGACAUGAAGGGCGAGCUGAAGCUGAGGCUUAUCAAACUAAACUGGCAGAAGUCUAUGUGUGCCAGAGUCAAGGCCAUAGAUGAGCAAGCCAAAGCUGAUGUCAAACUGAAGAAGCAGGCUUUGAAAGAGAGGAUCGAAGAUGACGUCGGAGCUCUGGUCCAGUUCUUGCUGGACGAGAAAGAUGGGCUCUUGGAGAGACUGGAAGACGAGGAGGCCUCCACGAUAGCGUUAAUAGACGAGAACCUUAAGCUGGUGGAAAGUGAGGCAGCUAAGGUGGACAAGGCCAUUGCGGACAUUCAGAAUCAGCUCAGUGAAGCUGCCAAUUUUGAGAGUAUCACCAAAGCAUACACAAGCCCGAGCCACGUGAGCCUUACUGUGCAGGCAGUGAACUGUCCCCCUGAUUUCACCGAGUUCACUGGCCCCUUUCAGCUUAUACUGUGGAAGAAGAUGAUGCAUGUGCUGCAUACAAUGCCCCAGAACCUGACGCUCGACCUGGACACGGCCCACCCCUCCCUGGCCAUCAGUGACUUUGACACCAAGGUAGAAGAGGGCCGGGUACGCUCACAGGAGCCUGAUCUGCCCCAGCGCUUUACACGCUUCUUCGGUGUCUUGGCCACUGCCCGCUACUCGAGUGGACAGCACUACUGGGAGGUGGACGUGCGGGACAAGGGCGUGUGGUACCUGGGUGUCACCACUGAGUGCAGCAACCGCAAGGGCUUUGUCAACCUGUCUCCUUCAGCUGGCUAUUGGAGCCUCUGUCUUCAGGACCGACUGUACGCCAACGAGGAGGACUCCCGCGUGCCUGUGGCCGACUACUGGAACUCGCCACGCGUCGGCGUUUUCCUGGACUACGACAGGGGCCACGUCACAUUCUUCGACGCAGUCACCAUGAAGCGCAUCUAUAACUUUAUCGCGUACUUCGACGAGCCCGUGUCGCCCUUCUUUAGCCCGGGCAAGAACGACCCGGGCAGCCGGCUGCAGAUCUGCCACUUUUACUGAUAGGCCCGUCGUUUAGCAGCCAGCCUGUGAAAAACGUUAUAUUUCUAUAAUCAGAAGUUUCCAUGCCUGGGCGUUCUCUUGUCGGGAGACAUGGUGAGAUUCAGACUGUGAGGUUCUUCAGCUCCCGUUCGUUCGAUUUAGGAGAGCACAGUGCUCCGCUUCACCCAAAUCCGAAAGAAUCCGAGGCGGCUCUGCUCGUUACUGUUGGAUUUACGAUGUAGCCCUACUGAAGUUCAGGUAGAGAUACCUUGCAGGUUUUAAGCAAAUAGCAACUCGAAGCUGCUCAUGACGUCUCCUUUCACCUCAGUGUUGUCUUGCGUCUUUGACUUUUCAGGUAAAAGUAACUAAAGGCUUCACUUUAAAACGAGUUUCUAAGUCACGGUGGAAUUUAGGUCACUCUUUUAACGGUAGUAAUCUUUCAGUAUUUUUUUGCAAAUAGCUUUAGAGGUGAAACUUCUCACUAUUAUGUGCUCCAACAUACUGUGAGUUUUAUUAUUAUUAUUAUUAUUAUUAUUAUUAUUAUUAUUAUUAUGAUUAUUAUCAUCAUGUCAAACACAUUGGAUGCUUUUUCACCUCUUUGAUAUUUCACAUUUGGACCCUCCUUUAAGUUGUGUGAAAUAUAUUUGUACUUUGAUAUAACUGAGUAAUUAGUAUGUAACACAUCAUAGGCAAGUAGUACACUUGGCUGAACUCAACGUUUUUGCACAGGUUGCAAACAAGUGAUGUUUGGCCAGUUCCUAGACCAGAACAAUAAUAUAAGCUAAAUAGAGUUACGUUGUACUGCCUUUCUACCUUUCUUGAAGGCUGGAAUUGCUAAAACGCACCCCUAAGCCCUGAAGACUGGCUCCGAGUGCACAUCGCACAUUUCUUUGGUAUAUUAAUCAUGGACUAUGAAUUCUUAAUAUUCAUUUGGUUGUUCAUCUCAAGCUAAAAGCCUUUUGACUGAAGAUUGUGUGCCAUUUUUUUGGUCUGCUUUCGUUCGUUUUACAUUGUUUAUACUUUACGGUUUUAAUUUAGCCGUUUCGGCUUUUUUUUUUACGUAUCCUGUAUUUCAGGCAAAGCAGUCGACGAAACUGAAAUGAGAAGACUGUUGGUCUCAUCAGUUGCAGCGAACGAACGCGUUUGUGCGUCGGGCCCAUCGAUUGUAACUCACUUCUGUUCCAUGUCGUAUGUAAUAAGAAAUGUAGUUUAUUAGUGUUUCUAUUAAUACCUGUUCUGUUCUGCCGAGCUCUGAGCUGGACUGUGGUUUUGACUUUGCUGUGUAAGAUCAGAAUCAUGUCUGGAUCUCCAAGCGGAGACGGGUGUGUUCUCGUAAUAGUUUUUAUGCCCUGUGACUGGUGAUGUAAGAGGGUUGAUGGCGUUGAGAGAUCAUGUGAACAGAUUAACAUUUGUGUGAUUUGUUACUGUAAUAAACUACUGCAGUAUGUUUUUAUUUUCCACAGUUAUACAUUUGGAAAAUAAACUUUGAUGAUGAUUA
Pygocentrus nattereri (red-bellied piranha) is the source of this 2982-nucleotide messenger RNA. RefSeq names its product tripartite motif containing 47 (gene trim47). The record is from RefSeq and is a predicted model, not a curated record. Gene Ontology annotation, molecular function: zinc ion binding; protein binding. The transcript is spliced from 8 exons. Bases 66 to 1505 code for a protein of 479 amino acids. NCBI's taxonomy places the organism in Eukaryota, Metazoa, Chordata, Actinopteri, Characiformes, Serrasalmidae.